This is a messenger RNA of Hippoglossus stenolepis (Pacific halibut), 6090 nucleotides long. Its product is annotated as solute carrier family 45 member 4. Gene Ontology annotation, molecular function: sucrose:proton symporter activity. The record is from RefSeq and is a predicted model, not a curated record. The transcript has 13 exons. Gene Ontology annotation, biological process: transmembrane transport. Gene Ontology annotation, cellular component: membrane. NCBI's taxonomy places the organism in Eukaryota, Metazoa, Chordata, Actinopteri, Pleuronectiformes, Pleuronectidae. The coding region runs from base 859 to 3351 and encodes 830 amino acids.
CGCUUUGUUACUGUGGAAACCACUGCGACUGAUGCGAGUAGUAAACCAGAUGGGCACUCAGUUAGCUAGCGGGGGUUAGCCGGGACUCGCUAACUUCAAAUCCAGAGGGUUUCACCUGCGACCUUCCACAACGCGGAUGUGGCUCCGCUUCACUUCAAAGGAAGUGCGACCCCAGCAGGUUGCCGUGUGACUCAGUGGCUUGGAACCUGAUUUGCCCUGAAGUACACUUGGAUGCACGUGCACCGACUUCUCCUGACCCACAGACUUCUGCUGACCCAUGCACUAAUCUUACACAUGUGCACGACCUCUGACACACACUGGCGAGCAACGGCAAACACACUUGCUGACCUGUUCUGCACAUACACAGGGUUACUGGGAACCAUACUGCAAACAUUGCCAUGCCUCUCCUCCCUUCUCUUCCACUCUUCACCGCUCCUCCCCUCUGCAUACCUCUGGAGCUGCACAGGACUUCUCUGCUCCUUCUGAAUUUUUUGUUUGUGCAAGUCACACUGAGGAACACCAACGCUCUCCAUCUGAGCCACUGAGCCGUGCACACUGAUCAGAUUUCAGCAUCGAUAGCCAUAGGAUACAAUGUAUGGAACAAAUUUUUACCGUAUCUAAUUUUUGGAUGGAUUAAUCUCAUUGUAAAGAUGACCACUGCCUCCUCCUCAAUUACUUGUGAUCUUUUGGCUUCAAGCCCAGAAUACGUUGGCCAACAGAGGUGCUCACUGAUUAAUUUUUCUGGAUAUCUCGGGCUCCUCUAUGGCCAUUACAUGCUCUAUUAAGAUAUUAUAAAAUACAACAUUGUGCUUACAUCUAAAAAUCAAUAGUGGCAAUAAGUGAUAUACACUGAUAUAUAUGUAUCCUGCAAACGAAAUGGUUCCAUUUAAGUCAAACCAGACGAUAAUGGAAGGUGAAGCAGAGGAGAGGGAAGGUUCUGAUCUUCCAGUGAAGAGAAAACCUAAGGACGACGAAGAAGAGAGUGAGCAGGAGAUGGAGGGCAGAGAUGUGCAGAUCCCUCUGCAUCGCUGGGUGAUGCACGGGGCAGUGAUGUUUGGACGUGAGUUCUGCUACGCCAUGGAAACAGCCCUGGUGACGCCCGUGCUGCUGCAGAUAGGCCUUCCUGAGCAAUAUUACAGUUUAACCUGGUUCCUCAGUCCUAUACUCGGUCUCCUCUUCACACCCUUGAUCGGCUCAGCCAGUGACCGAUGCACUCUGCGAUGGGGCAGAAGACGACCAUUCAUUCUGGCCUUGUGUGUGGGUGUGCUGCUGGGAGUGGCACUGUUUUUAAAUGGCUCAUUGCUAGGCCUUUCCCUUGGCGACAGCCUCAACAACCAGCCAAUUGGCAUCGUCCUUACUGUAUUAGGUGUGGUUGUGCUGGACUUCAGUGCUGAUGCCUCUGAAGGACCAAUCAGAGCUUACCUUCUGGAUGUUGCUGACACUGAGGAGCAAGAUAUGGCCCUGAAUAUUCAUGCCUUCUCUGCUGGGCUCGGUGGAGCAGUGGGCUACAUGUUGGGUGGCCUGGACUGGACUGGCACAGCUCUGGGCCAAGCAUUUAAGUCACAGGAACAGGUUCUUUUCCUGUUUGCGGGCAUCAUCUUCAUUAUCUCAGUCAUACUGCAUAUGCUCAGUAUCCCUGAGCGACCUUUCUCUCCAUCUAACCUGCUUAAAGUCACAGGAAGUGGGGAGUCUACCAGCCAGUUGUCUUUUAGGCCUGUCGGCCACGCACCUUUACUUGAUGUGAUUGCAGAGGAGGAUGCUUCUGCUCAAGCCACAUCCCAGGAGAAUAACGAAUCAGACCCAGAAGAAAGCGAAAUGGAUUUCCUUACUGUGGAGAGAGUGCGAAGUAAAAGCGACUCAAUCUUAGCCAUGGCAGUGUCUACGAUCGAGCUGGAUCCUGACCUUCACCCAGAUGCACAGCUUUUCCUUCCAGAGAUGCAUCACUUUAUAUCAGAGCGCCAGGGAGAGCUAGAAUAUGCUUUCAAGCCAUCAGACCACAGAAUAUGGUCGUCGUCUCCGCCUGGUGGAUCAUCCGCCCUGACUGAUGCGAUGAUCUUAGAGCCAAAAUACCCUGAGCAAAAGGAUCCAACAAACUGUCCUUGUUCUCUCCUUCAGAGCAGUUCUGGCCAUGAGGGCUUACAUCAGAGACAGCAGGUCAAGGCUGCCAAUGGUAUCAAUACUUGCAUAUCCUCUCCUGAUCACACCAAUACAGAGAAAGGCCAUGCCUCCAGUAAGCUCGGGACCCGCCUCCUGAGCACAUCAGUUUCAUCGAGGCCACACCGACACACCUUUUACAGACAACCUUCCUUUACUUUCUCCUACUACGGACGAGUAGGAUCGCAGCGCUAUCGACUUCGACGGACGACACCUUCGAGCCCUCGGCAAAUCACCACUACGCGGAGUCUGAAUGACCUGAGUGAUCUCCAGGGGCACACAGACCGCAGAUUGUUGCAGCUGUCAGCCAGCAGUCUGUCGUCUGAGGGCUCAAGCAGUGAGGGAGAACCAGACAGGGGGACAACUGUUCGACUGCUGUGGUUGUCCAUGUUGAAGAUGCCAAGGCAGCUGUGGACAUUGUGCAUAUGUCACCUCCUCACAUGGUUCUCCUAUAUAGCUGAAGCUGUGUUUUAUACUGAUUUCAUGGGACAAGUCAUCUUCCACGGAGACCCCACGGCACCAGCCAAUUCCACGGAGCUACAGAAUUAUCACAGAGGAGUACAGAUGGGCUGCUGGGGACUGGUGGUCUACGCUGCUACUGCUGCUGUCUGCUCUGCCAUCCUUCAGAAGUACCUGGAUAAUUUUGAUCUGAGCAUCAAGGUCAUAUACAUCGUUGGAACUCUGGGAUUUUCAAUAGGAACUGCAAUAAUGGCGAUCUUCCCUAAUGUCUAUGUUGCCAUGGUGAUGAUCAGCGGCAUGGGCAUCAUCUCCAUGAGUAUCUCCUACUGUCCCUAUGCAUUACUUGGGCAGUAUCAUGAAAUCAAAGAGUACAUUCACCACAGUCCAGCAAACACUCGAAGAGGUUUUGGUAUCGACUGCGCCAUCUUAUCGUGCCAGGUCUAUAUCAGCCAGAUUUUGGUUGCAUCGGCCCUCGGAGCUGUGGUGGAGGCAGUUGGCAGCGUGCGUGUCAUUCCUAUAGUGGCCUCUGGGGGCUCCUUCCUUGGCUUCCUUACGGCCUGUUUCCUUGUCAUUUAUCCCGAUAUGGAGCCCAGCAGCUCGCCGCCGGACAAGGGUGUGGCGGAUUUUUCUGUAGAAUCAAAACACAAUGGAGAAAGGACCAGUGACCAGAGACUGGCUCUGCUGAACCUCACAGACCAAGACGAUUUGCAGAAGACAGAGAAUUACUCUGUUGCCUAAGUAUGAACAAGGAGACCCUGAUCAAGGUUUAUCCUCGUCAGGUACAAGCCACAGCAUGUGAGGAUUAUACCAAAUUCAUCUAAUUUACAUUUUUGAUGGCCUGUGCUUUUCUGGAGGAGGAAAGAGUAGAGGACUGACGGGAAGAACAAGCUCAGUUUUGUGCUGCUCUGCUUGUUUUGAUGCUACCUCAACCUUAAAACAAAUCAAUGUUUGGAUGGAUGAUGAUUAAUUGUUUAAACACAAGAGAGUCACAAGACUGUGGUUCUAUGAUGCUAUACAGAGACAGCUGGACUUGUUGUUUCACUUCUCAUCUGAGAGGCUUCUGUAACUUAACUUAACUGCUCGUUAAAUGCCCUUUUCUGACCGGGCAUUGACAUUUGUCCUGGUUGAUCCGAUCAUGCAUGACCACAUUCUUACAACAGUGUCAACAUGUGUCCUGUGCCACGUUUAAGAACUGCUUACUCAACUGACAUCCACUGGCCCCGGACAGCUUCAUAAUGAACCCAAAAAUAUUUUACACUUGUCAGUAUUUCGCAGGAUUUGAUUUAUUUGAAGAAGUCUGCAGUUUGAUUAUUAUAAAAAAAUGCUGACUCUUCACAGACAUGUGACCUGUGAUUUAGUUUGACUGUUGAAAUUAACUUACCUCAGACUACUGAAGUAAACUCUUUCUUUUGUUGCGAAAACAUAAAUGGGAAGCACAGAGCACUUUCUGUCUCACUACUGAACAGUGCGUUCACACUGAUCUUACAGAAUGAUGUAAAGUUUGACACUUCAUAAGGGCUGCUCUAUAACUGCUUAAUAGACAAUCAUAACACUGUAGAAAUGUUAGUCUGUGUAACUCUGCUCUACUUCUCGACUGAAUUCAGAUGUAAAUAUUUGUUCCAAUCUGUUGUUUUAUAACUGCCACACAGUUUCCAAAGGUCAGGUUUCUACAGUUUCUACAUUUUUUUAAAAUUUCAUUUAUUAUUCACAUUUAUGACUUAAGAACCUGUUAGUGUGCAGUUAAAAGUGCUCUUUUCUUAUAUUUAUUCGUUUCUUGCCUUAAUAGAAACACAUAACAUCUGAAUGCAAUCUCUUCUUAUGAUACACAAGCCCCAGUGCAUCAUGCUGUAGUGAGCAGAUGAACCUGCAGUUGGUUGAUGGUAGAUUUUGCUUUGCAAUCAUUCUGAAUUCCCUCUGUAGUUGGUAGCUUAUUUAUCAUGGCCUCUCAAAUGUGAUUUCAAGUGGUUUGGGUUUUUAGUGGAAUUGUGUUGGGGGGGGUUGUUUUGCUCUGUUGACUGAAUUUGAAUUAUAUUUUUAAAUAUAAAUUCCAUUCCACAGUUGAAAUGGGGAACUAGUUAAAGACGAGCCUUGGCUAAUCAUGAAACCUCUGUCAUAUACAGACUUAAACAGGAAACUGUUUUCAUCAGUAAAGGGACUUUGUACUUUGUGCUUUGUUCAGGAUGCCUUGCUUUGUGUAGUGUGCCUUUGUGAUCAUUUAACAGCUAUGAAACUUUCGUGCUGUAGGGAGAUUAACUCAGACUCCCAUGCUGCCACAGAGUCUGCUGAGUACUGUUCUGUGUUUAGUCUCUAUCUCCAACACUUGAACACAUAUUCAGCUUCACAAAUCGAAUAAGCUCCAGACAUCGGGGUAGACUCUACUCUGUGAAUGCUUUUCUUCAGUAAAACCUUAUCACUGUUGAGAGUUGGGGUAAAUGCCCAGAGCCUUAAAAUCACUGAUGAGAGCAUUAUUUGUUUAAUUUUGGAGGAUUUAUGUCACAUGGUCUGUAAAAAUGCUGCAUAUUGAAUGUUAGACAGGACAGCUUCUAUGCAAGGCCAGCGUCUGAUCUACAGGAUGCAAACUUGAAAAUCCCUUAGCUGCUUGUUUUGACCUGAUUAACAUGGAAGACAAGCACAGGACCUUCUGUUCACCACCUUUAAAAAUGAUUGUUCAAAUUACAGGACACAGUGAAGAUAUUACACAGAUUUUUAGAUUUCAAGAUGUUUAUAGUCACUGAGCUCUAUAGUGACGUUUUUACUGUAUUUGUCAGUAUUUGGACAAUGCUCUCUAUUUAUGGGGACCUUGUUUACUUCUAACUAUGCCAGUGCUUUGCCUGUCAUGACAGAAACAUAUCUUUUAUGGUGUGUUCACUGUCAUUUAGUAUUUAAGGCCUCAAGAUUUACACAACCUGAUUUACAAAGGGAACAUCCUCAUUCUGUGGAUUUCUGCGUCUACUGACAAGUGCUGAGAUAAUUGGUCCGAGAUAAGAUAUUAAAUCACUAAUUUCUAACUGUAAAUAAUGCAGAGACUCUGUGAGUGUAUGAGCCAUUGUGUUCUCAUAGGGAAUUGUUCAGAGGAUGUUUUUGACUAAGAGGGUUCACAGUUUUGUCAGUGUUAGGUAUUCAAUUUUGUAAUCUUUAUGUUUUUCUACCGAUAAGGCACGACAACAGGAAGUAUCCAGCCUGGAAUCUGAUGUUAAAACGUUCUUUUCACUUUGUUCGUCAGUAAAUUGAAGGAGAGAGUUUUCUUUACAGCUUCUGUAUCUACUACAAUAACACUGUUUUUCAUACGAAACUACUGAAUGAGAAAAAUAAUUAUUUGUGACCUGAUUUUAUACAAAUGUUAAGACGUUUGGGAUGAUGGUCUAUGUCACUGGUGUGGUUUCUUUUGCUUCUUCUUGCUGCUGUACAGAAUUUUGUAGAACAAAAUCUUGGUAUUUUUAUACCAAUUAUUUGAAAAAAAGAGACUAUGAUUACACG